This is a messenger RNA of Ananas comosus (pineapple), 1459 nucleotides long. RefSeq lists its product as uncharacterized. Lineage: Eukaryota; Viridiplantae; Streptophyta; Magnoliopsida; Poales; Bromeliaceae. The record is from RefSeq and is a predicted model, not a curated record. The coding region runs from base 254 to 1021 and encodes 255 amino acids. The transcript has 4 exons.
GGAGAAAUUGUUCGUUUUUUUUUAUUCCGCGAAUAAUCCCUCGGCAUCUUCGUCGCCUCUAUUGCGCGGUCGUACACCAAAAAGUCCCCCAUUCUCCCCCGAACUUUCCCCUUUUCCCUUUUACCUCUGUGGAUAAUCGGGGCCGUGGAUUGAUCGCCUUCUUUAUCUAACCCUAACCCUAACCCUAACCCUCUUCUCCUCUUCUUCUUCCUCCCUUUCCCGUCCUGCCCCAUCUAAGCGCAGCGCCCCCGCCAUGGCCACGGAGGAGGACCAGCCCGAGAUCUCCCCCUCGGCGCAUUCCGUGGAUCAGGUGGGUGGCGAUGGGAAGGGGAAGGGGAAGGGGAAGGGGAAGGCGAUGGGAGGCGCCGAUUCGGGCGCCGCUGCUGCAGAGGGGGUGGAUUUUGGGUUCUGCGCCAUUUGCUUGGAGAAGAUACUGCUUCAGGAGACGGCCCUUGUAAAAGGUUGCGAGCACGCUUACUGUGUGACAUGCAUUCUGAGAUGGGCAUCGUACAAUCAGAAGCCUUCUUGUCCCCAGUGCAAGCAUCCAUUCGAGUUCCUGGAUGUUCACCGCUCACUUGAUGGCUGUAUUCAUGACUACAUGUUUGAGGAGAGUGUUUGCCUUCUCCUGCGAGCCACCUGGUUUGUGCCUCUGAAGGUGGAGGCCCAAGAAGAGGCUCCUGAAGAAGUCGAACUCUUUUAUCAAGAUGAGUAUGACCAGGAUGACGGUGGCGAUGAUUUUGAGGAGUCUUACUACAUGGGCAGCUCAUCAAGUGUUCGAAUUGGUAACAGGAGGUGGGGGGAUGGCGGCUUUGUGAGGUCGGGAAGGAAGCAAGCCCGACCUGUCAUACGUCAGCAAAUUGACAAUGAUGAUGCCGGCCCAUCCCGAUGCCCUAAGAAGGAGAAAGAGGCUUCUAAGGACGUGAUGGGGAGGCGCGCUAAAAGGGCUUUAAAGCGUGAAGCUGCGGACAAGGCAGCUGCAGCAAAGCACCAGCAGCACCUGCAGAGGCUGGGGCGCAUAUAAUCAUCCUUGCGAAGGAUGAACUUGCAUAUCCUUUCGGCCGCAUAAUAAUCUUCUUUUUGGAAGAACUGGGAUGCGCCCUUUGUAUAAUUUGGUCACCCUGCCGCUUGUGUACAGGAUCUUAGGUUUGUUGUUAGUUCUUUCUAGUUUCAACAUGGGAAGCUAUACCACAGCUCUUACUGAUCUAUGCGGUUAUAUCUUUCCUAUUUGAUUAUGUCUAGUACUGUCCCAUUGAUUUUAGGGUUCGGAAUUGCUAGUUGUUAAGGUCGUUAAGUGACUAGACUCUGCGGAUGAUUAAGCAGAGAAAUUUCUCUCAACUGAGACCUUGGCUGGUUGCAACAGCAAGAUGUACAGGAUCAUGAUGUUCUUAAAUUGCUCUAAACUUGAAAGCAGUUGGCCACUUUGCUUAAAUAGAAACUGAAUCCAUGACCAUUUUCUUUU